Molecule: messenger RNA, 3507 nt
Organism: Anarrhichthys ocellatus (wolf-eel)
Lineage: Eukaryota; Metazoa; Chordata; Actinopteri; Perciformes; Anarhichadidae
Gene: mysm1
Product: Myb-like, SWIRM and MPN domains 1
Exons: 20
Coding region: 12-2663 (883 amino acids)
Molecular function (GO): metallopeptidase activity; protein binding
Source: RefSeq, a predicted model, not a curated record
UAUCCGACAACAUGGAGGACGAGGUGGAUGUUGACAUCGAGGGAGACGAAUUUGACAACAGUAUUCGUGAGCUGGACGGAGGAGGUCUAGUCCCGGAGCAGUUCAUCCAGUCUGGGUGGAAGAGAAGCGCGGGGAUACUGCCAUGGCAGCUGGACAGCUCCAUCAGCCCGGAGAACAGGGAGGUGAUCGAGAGGAUGCUGCUGGAGGAACAAUACUACCUGACAGGUGAGGGGAUUCCGGACCACAUUUGGGAAAGUGAUGCAGACAACAAGCCCAAAGUGAAGAAGUCUCCGGCCAAGACGUCGGCCUCGGGUUCCGGCUCCUCCACUCGCUGGUCCAAACAGGAGAAAGACCUGUUUGAGGAAGGACUGGCUCAGUUUGGUCGAAGGUGGACUAAGAUUGCCAAGUUGGUCGGCAGCCGUUCCAUUUUUCAGGUCAAGAGUUAUGCCCGACAGUAUUUCAAACACAAGACUACAUCAGAACCCAGAGCUGCAGCUCCCUCUGCUGGUCCCGAGCCACACUUACUGCCUCCUCAGCCCACCUCCAGUCAGGCGUCCGCUCUGACAAACACUGUCCGCAUAGAGAAGCUCUCUGAUGAAGAGGACGAGGAGGUGGACAUCACCGAUGAUCUGAGCGACGACGGGCCGCCGGCUGAGCUCAGAACUGACCUCUGUGAGCCGGAGCGUGAUGUCCAGACGGACACAGAGGAGCAGGAAGAGCCAGGUCUGCCUGAGACAAAGGACCGACUCGGCCACACCUCGCUGCCUCCGCAAACUCCUCGACCCUCGUCUUCCCUCCCUUCCUCGGAGAAGACCGUUGUGACUGGGCUGGACGAGAGAGAGCCACCCCCUCCAAAAAACCCUCAGACGGCAGCUCAGAAAGACUCGGAGCAGAUGACGGAUGACAACGAAGAAGUCUCCCAGUCUGAGAGCCCAGCACAGACUGGUCAACUGGAGGAGGCCAGUAGUGACGACACAGAUUGUGCUGAUAGGACUGAGCAGAGUCCAGCUGAUGGGCCAGAAGAAGACCAGGAGGAGGAGGAGGAAGAGGAGGAGGAUGAGGAGGACGAAGAGGAGGAGCUCAAGGUGCCUGAGCAGGAAAUAGAGAUGGACAUGGAGACCAUCACUGAGGAGGAGAAACAAGCUAUCCCAGAGUUCUUUGAGGGACGACCGUCCAAGACCCCUGAAAGAUACCUUAAGAUCCGAAACUACAUCCUGGAUCAGUGGUUGAGGAGCAAGCCCAGGUACCUGAACAAGACGUCAGUCCGCCCUGGACUGAAGAACUGCGGAGACGUCAACUGCAUCGGGAGAAUACACACCUACCUGGAGCUCAUCGGAGCCAUCAACUUCAACUGCGAGCAAGCGGUCUACAAUCGCCCAAAGGUGGUGGACCGCUCCAAGCACAAGGAGGGCAGAGAUGUCAUUGAGGCCUACCAGCUCGCCCAGAGACUGCAGAGCAUGCGGACCAGGAAGCGGCGCGUGCGGGACACGUGGGGAAACUGGUGCGACUCUAAAGAUUUGGAGGGACAGACGUACGAGCAUCUCAGUGCGGAGGAACUCGCCCUGCGGAGAGAAGAGAUGAAGAGGCAGCCUAAACCCUGCAAGGUCUCACGGUUCAGAGGGUCUUUUGAUCCCUUCCAGUUGAUUCCCUGCAGGUCUUUUGGAGAGGAUGUGCAGGAACCAUUCCAGGUUAUUGUGUGUGCAGAGACUCUUCUCAUAAUGGACAUGCAUGCCCACGUGUCGCGGGGGGAAGUCAUCGGCCUGCUCGGUGGAACCUUCAACGAGGAGCAGAGAGUGUUAAAGAUCUGUGCAGCAGAGCCGUGCAACAGUGUGAGCACGGGUCUGCAGUGUGAGAUGGACCCGCUGUCUCAGACGCAGGCCUGCGACGUGCUGUCGUCUCUGGGCCUCAGCGUGGUGGGCUGGUACCACUCGCACCCGACCUUCCACCCAAACCCUUCAGUACGGGACAUAAACACGCAGGACCAGUUCCAGAGUUACUUCUCUCGUGGCGGAGCCCCCUUCAUCGGGAUGAUCGUGAGCCCGUACGACCCGGCCAACCCCUCCCCCCACUCCCAAACUACCUGCUUGUUGGUGAAAGAGAGCCAGGAGCCUUCAGGCCCUCAGAAGCUGCCCUAUAGAUUCGACUUCCUGUCAUCACAAGACAUUCCAGACUGGGAACAGACGCUGAGGAGAGCUCAGUGGAUCAUCUACAAAUACUGUCAAUCAGCCGGGAGUGUGCCGAUGGAGAGAUUUUUCCGGAAAGACUCCCAUCUCACCUGUCUGGAGAAGAUGCUGUCGUCUCUGGCCAGGUACAUGGAGCCCCUGCCAGAUGAGGAGGGAGACCCCUUCCUCACCCGGAUCCAGGCCCUUUUCCAGGCCGACUUCAUUGCCCAGGAGCAACCGUCUGACCAGGAAGAGGAAGAGUCUUUGAAUCCCUCACACAGACCGGUGGACCUGGAUGACUUUGCUUUUGACGAGCUGCUCAGUGAGGAGAAGCCUCCGGAGGGAGGAAGAGGAAGAGGAGGAGGAGGAGGCUCUGAUCCAGACUCUGGCAGAGCUUCAGACACCAGCGUACAAACCACAGACUCACAGUUUGAGACAAACAGCAGCACAGUUUUACAUCUGGGCUCUGUGUUGUCGAGUGAACACGACUAUUUACUGUGAUGGACGACGUAUCUCACCCUGCUUGUGCUUAAACAAUAUUUAAUGCAGCAAAAGCUUUACGAUAAGGUUUUGUAUCAGUAUUACCAACUUACUCAUUUAGUUUUUGGACAUUUUGUUAUUUUUUGUUCAAUGCUUUAACCAAAAAACUAGAAAGAAAGAGAAAGAUUUGUGUUAUUGGGGAGAAAAAGUUUCUCAGUUCUGCAGGUUUCUUUUAAACAGGAAAAUAAAAAUGGAUUUAUAUAUUUUGGCCUCUUGUUUUAUGUUAUAUUUGUGUAAUAGUUUGAUAACCCGAUACUUAGUUACAGUGCUUUUAAAUGCUGUCGUUUUUGACCAAAAUGUCUAAAAUAGAAGUCAGACCUUUGCCGUUUUCUUUUCCGUCAAAGGAAAAUGCUUAGCUUCUAUGGUAGUACGUUUAUUUUUGUUAAAAUUAUCUACCUGGAUUCAUCAUUAGUAGGUUGGCUUUUCUCUUUUAACGGUUCGAUCAUUUUCUCUGUGUUAUUGCAUUUGGCAUACAUUUUGGCAUGGGCGUAAGUUUUACCUCAUCACCUGAAUAAUAAGUCAAUGAUAAUAAAGUCUGUAGCCAAAACACAGAUGAUCAGACCCUAAAUGUCCCCAUUGAAACCUAUUAAAAAAAGGACAAACUUUAAUCCCAAAUCCAUUACAUCAUAAAAUCAUUUAUUCCAACAUAUCAGACUUUCAAUCUCGAGCCCUGGCUUCAAAGUUGCACUUUUUUCCACCAGAUUGAGUGCUGCUGUAUUUAGGAGCACUGCAGUGUUUCAUGCAUAAAAAGCGAAGUUGUUGCCAAUCAUUGACAUCCCAGGCUGAAAAAAAUAGCACAGAAAAU